This is a messenger RNA of Oikopleura dioica, 1482 nucleotides long. NCBI's taxonomy places the organism in Eukaryota, Metazoa, Chordata, Appendicularia, Copelata, Oikopleuridae. The record is from the annotation of a GenBank genome assembly.
AUGAAAAGCGUUUUACUUUUGACAAGGGAGGAGGAGGGCAACGCGAAGGAGGAGGCCACUCAAAUAAAGAGUAACCAUCUUCAUGGCACGCGAAACGCAACAGACAUGAUUUUCUUCUCGCUUAUUCUUCCCCUUUUACUGUACGCCGUCUAUUUGAUCCGCGAGUUCCAAAAGCACCUCGACCAGAAAAAUAGACUCAAGAAGUGGACGCUCUUUCGCAAGUUGAAGGAUGACCUUUUCAGAAGAAAAGCGCUAGAAUUCGAAGAAGCGGUGAAGUUUCCGACGAGAAUUGGCUCGCCGGAAGUGGAUCAUAAUAAUCGAAAAGCAUCAGGUGUUGAGUUGCCUAAUGGACUGAUCUUUCCUUGCAAGGACAUUUGCCUCGACGGAGAUUUCCGGGAGAACUUGGUUGAUUGUGGAAAGUGCUUGUAUCGAAAUUGGAAGCCAUGUGAAGAUGGAAUCUACCCCCACGAAGAGAACUGCAACCAGUUCUACACCUGCAUUAACGGAAAGCGCCUUCCCGACUUGACUUGCCCCGGAAGCCUCCUUUUCAACCCUGAAACAAGCAUGUGCGCCUUCCCAAACACCGUCAAGUGCCACGUCCAAUUCCCCAAGUACGAGUGUCUUAAAACUUGCGACGACCUCAAAUGCGUUGCCGAAUGUCUCGAGUGGAUCCCAACAACAACGACCACCACAACCACUACCACAACUACGACUCGAGAACUGACCUUCCCGGAGAUUGAGCUUCCAGAAUUUGAUCUUGAAAAGUGUCUUGCUGAAUGCGGCUGGUUUGAUUUCAGCUGCAAUGCGGAAUGCCUUCUUCAGACUUCAACUGAAGAACCAACAACAACUACCACGACAACAACCACCCCUGAGCCAACCACUACCACUCAAAAACCAACCACCACAACCACCACCACAACUACUACUACAACAACAACUACUACAACCACUACCACCACGACAACAACGACUCCAGAGCCAACAACGACUACGACUGAAGAACCAGCUGGAUGUGCCGAUGGUCUUCAUCCCCAUCCCACCGAGUGCAACAAAUUCCUCUCAUGUGCCAAUGGCAACGAGUGGAUCAUGGAUUGCCCUGCUGGACUCCACUUCAACCCUGAACUUUUGGUUUGCGACUGGCCGAAUAAUGUCAACUGCGGUGAGCCAACUACGACCACUCAAGAACCAACCACCACCACAACCGAAAAGCCAGAGGAAGAACCUGCUGAAGGUUGCGCUGAUGGCCUCCAUCCCCACCCUACCAAGUGUGACAAGUACCUCUCCUGCGCCAAUGGCAUUGAAUGGACCAUGAACUGCCCAAGUGGCCUCCAAUUCAACACUGAACUCCUUGUCUGCGAUUGGCCCGAAAAUGUGAACUGCGUCGACGGACCUAACAAUGGCAACAACGGUAACAAUGGUAACAAUGACAAAAACUGCAACAACACCAACGAAGGCAACAACGGCAAAAACUGUCCAAAGUAA